Messenger RNA from Acanthochromis polyacanthus (spiny chromis), 1359 nucleotides. RefSeq names its product nicotinamide riboside kinase 2-like. The transcript is spliced from 2 exons. The record is from RefSeq and is a predicted model, not a curated record. The coding region runs from base 405 to 878 and encodes 157 amino acids. Lineage: Eukaryota; Metazoa; Chordata; Actinopteri; Pomacentridae.
GAUUCAAAAUACCGGCAGGACAACCUGCAGCUCAGUUCUCCCAUUAAGCAGCAGGGAUAUAAGGGGAGAGAGAUAAGACGGAAAAAUGUGAAAGUGUUCAAUUCAGUGGCAGAUCUUGGCCACCCUGUGUGCCCCUCCAAAAUUUUCAUUGGAAAUUUGUAUUACUGAUACUCCGAUUGCCAACGCUCCUGAACGCAACUUCGUUCUCCGACUGCACUUGAAUGCACCAAUGGCGUUAGUUUGAUGAUUUGAUUGUAUUUCGUUUGGAUUUGAAGAAGCUUUGAAGACGUUUCCUGAUGGAGGAGAAGACGAGCAGCUUUGUACCGUUGAGCUUUCUUUCACGUCCGAUCGCUCCCGACCCGUUUUUUGUUGAUGUUUUUGACCCUUUUUCUGAGCUUUGACCGAUGCGAGAACAUGAAGUACAUCAUCGACAUCGGCGGCGUAACCGAUGGAGGGAAAACCAGCCUCACCAACCGUCUGAUCAAGAACCUGCCCAACUGCUGCUGGUCCAUCAGGAUGACUUCUUCAAGCUCCAAGAUCAGAUAGAAGUUGGUGAAGAUGGCUUUAAGCAGUACGAUGUCAUCACUGCUCUGGACAUGGACGCCAUGAUGAGGAGGAUCUACGCGUGGCUGGAGAACCCGGUGAAGUUUGAGAAGUCUCAUGGCGUUAAUAACACCCUGGACACAGAGAUGGUCCUGAAGGAGGAGGAGGAGACUCACAUCCUCACUGUGGAGGACUUCCUGCUUCACACCUACAGGCCUUUGAUGGAUGUGCUAAACCACCGUUACUUUAUUUCCAUCCCAUAUGAAGAAUGCAGAAAGAGGCAUAUAGCUAUACAGACAUAUAGCUAUCGCACUAAUUCAGGUUUGAGAUUAUGAUGUUCCAGAUCUUUGCUUUAACACAUUUUCUCAGACUGGACCACUUUGAAUUUUAGUUGAAUACUCGACUGGAUUGCAAUAUUUUUUUUUUCCAACUUGCCAACACGUUUGUAUAGGUCUCGAGGGAUGUUUUUGAAUUUUUGUUCUGAAAAUCCGACCUCUCUGUCAGUUUUUUGUCGUUCAAAAAUUAGUGCUUGAUUCAGUCGACCGAUAACGUCGUGGGCCGGUCUGGGCUGAUUUUCUGCCCCGGUCCACCCCUGGUUUGAAAGGAAUCUUGGUUCUGGAUGGUUCUGGUACAUUUUUGGUUUUGCAAAGAAUUUUUUUGUUUGUUUUUUGCAUUUUUAGUAAUUGUUUUUAAAAAAUUCAAAAAUAAUAAAUAAAUACAAAGUAAUUGACUGUGAUGAUUAAGGAACUCAAAAGCCACACCAAAGACUCAGUCAUUUACUGUUAAAGAUAAAAUAAAUCACUUUUUUUUGCUAAA